Molecule: messenger RNA, 3035 nt
Organism: Penaeus indicus
Lineage: Eukaryota; Metazoa; Arthropoda; Malacostraca; Decapoda; Penaeidae
Product: mucin-2-like
Exons: 5
Coding region: 90-2684 (864 amino acids)
Source: RefSeq, a predicted model, not a curated record
AUCGUCGCCCUCGUUAAGCAGUUUAGUCCACUUCGUCAGGAGGGCAUCCGCGCGCCGGUCAUCUCCCUUAUGUGACAUCCAGCCCAGAGAUGGAGCGAAUUACGAAGAUGAUGUUGGUGACGUCAGUGCUUGUCUUCAGCUGUGGGCAGGCGACGUCGAAGUCAGACGGUCGCGCUGCGGAAGAGAAACUCCUGCGAGACAUCAAAGCAGGUCUGGAGAAGAUUGACGUCCAGCUGAUGCGUCUGUUGGACAUCAUUGCCCCGCCCACAACCACGCCCGCGGUCACGACAUCACAUCCAUUGACUUCAUCUACUACAACCACUGACUCUCCGGCUCAGACUACUGACUCGUCGGUCACAACAAAUGCUUCUGUUACAACUACCGAUUUUCCGGUUACAACCACAGACCCUUCGGCUGUAACAACAGAUCCUUCGGCUACAACCACAAACUCCUCUGAUAUAACCACAGACUCUUCGGUUACAACCACAAAUUCUUCAGCCACAACCACUGACUCUUCUAUUAUAACCACAGACCCUUCGAAUAUAACCACAGACCCUUCGGGCAUAACCACAGAUCCUUCAGGUAUAACUACAACCCCUUCGAAUAUAACCACAGACCCUUCGAGUAUAACCACAGAUCCUUCAGGUAUAACCACAACCCCUUCGAAUAUAACCACAGACCCUUCGAGUAUAACCACAGACCCUUCGACUAUAACCACAGACCCUUCAGGUAUAACCACAGACCCUUCAGGUAUAACCACAGACCCUUCGAGGAUAACCACAGAUCCUUCGGGUAUAACCACAGACCCUUCGAAUAUAACCACAGGUCCUUCGAGUAUAACCACAGACCCUUCGGGUAUAACCACAGACCCUUCGGGUAUAACCACAGACCCUUCGGGUAUAACCACAGACCCUUCGGGUAUAACCACAGACCCUUCGGGUAUAACCACAGACCCUUCAGGUAUAACCACAGACCCUUCGGGUAUAACCACAGACCCUUCAGGUAUAACCACAGACCCUUCAGGUAUAACCACAGACCCUUCAGGUAUAACCACAGACCCUUCGGGUAUAACCACAGACCCUUCAGGUAUAACCACAGACCCUUCAGGUAUAACCACAGAUCCUUCGGGUAUAACUACAGACCCUUCGGGUAUAACCACAGACCCUUCGGGUAUAACCACAGACCCUUCGGGUAUAACCACAGACCCUUCGGGUAUAACCACAGAUCCUUCGGGUAUAACCACAGACCCUUCGAAUAUAACCACAGGUCCUUCGAGUAUAACCACAGACCCUUCGGGUAUAACCACAGAUCCUUCGAAUAUAACCACAGGUCCUUCGAGUAUAACCACAGACCCUUCGGGUAUAACCACAGACCCUUCGAAUAUAACCACAGGUCCUUCGAGUAUAACCACUGACCCUUCGAGUAUAACCACAGAUCCUUCAGGUAUAACCACUAACCCUUCGACUAUAACCACAGACACUUCAGACACAACCACUGGCCCUUCGAAUAUAACCACAAACCCUUCUGCCACAACCACAGAUUCAAAUACAACCUCAGAUCCUUCACCAACUACAGGUCCUUCUGCAAACACAACCCCAGUUCCGUCAGACACAUCCUCCAAUACUUCCUCAGAAACACCACAGGAUUCCUCGACGCAAACACCAACCCCCACCAAGGGCACUUCCGGAGUCAAAGUUAGAGGCAAGAGGUCGAUUGAGGUCAGACGGGCGAUCAGGGAGGUCAGGUCAAGUCAGGAGGACGCUGUAAUAAAGACGAAGACGCCCCUACCUCCCCCUGCGAUUUGCAACGGCGAUGAUGACCUCUGCGCGCGGCUCCUCGGGGUCAUGGAGGGCGUCGGGAACGUCACCCGGGAGGUCAACCAAGGCCAGGAGACGGAGGAGACGCUGGAGGAGAUCACUGCCCUCGAGGAGGAACUGCGGCAGGUGGUGGACCAGGCGGAGAGCGACCCGACCUUCGUAGAGAAACUGGAGCGGGACGUCUUGGUCUCAGACGUUAAGCAACUUCAGCAGGGUCUCGGUGAUGCUCAGGGGACUUUGGCCGAGAAACUGAUAAGGUUGAAUAAAGUUAAUCCUCUACUCCUGAUAGUCCUGGGAUCUGUAGGAGGCGGGAUCCUUCUGGCACUCCUCGUGGUGGGUGUCUUCGCGAUCCACAAGCAGAAGAAACUGAGGGUGGAGGACGAGCACAGGAAGAUCAACGCCACCAGCAUCCCUGUCCAGAGCUUCAAGGAGGUGAACGGCUACGACAACCCGUCCUUCCAGCACGACUCCCCGACCUCCUCCUCCAACCUGAAAUCCUCCUCCAGCCUCCAGCAGUGUCCUCCGCCCAGCCUGAUCCCUCGUCCUCGAAGCAGCAUCGACUCCUACACCCAGCGAGAACCCCCUCGCUCCUCCUUCGACACCAGAAGCCUUCCAAACGACAGCCGUCCUUCAAGUGAUCCUCGAGGAACCUACGACUCGGGGUACAAGAGGACACCCAGCCCUUACUACAGCGUCCCUCGGCCUCUUGGGGAAACUCGACGCGGCCUCCCCGACGACUCCCGCGUCCGUCGUCUCUCCGGCAGAAGCGACGCCGAGGAAGACCUCCACGAUCCUUACUCCUUAGAAGGGCGUGGACACAACGUCAGGAGGGUACACUCGGGGCGCCUCAUGAGGAUCGACCCGUAAAAAGAAAGAAAGAAAAAAAAGGAAAGGAAAAAUGGACGGCGAAGAUCUGAGAAAAAAAUCAAAAGGGGAUUUAUUCUUGCGUGAAAAAAGAAGAAGAAGAAGAAAAAAAAAAGAAAAUGGAUGACAAAUAUAAAUAAAAAUCAAGCACUGGAUUUAUUCUUGCGUGAAAGGAUGAUUAUGUCUUCUUCGGCAUUUUCUAUUUUCUUUUUCUCUCUCUCUUGGAAGGAGAUAGAAACAGGGGAUGGUAUUUAUAAGGGCUUUGGAUAAUAAACGUGACACAUGUUGAAUAGAAAGUUAUCAGACAUUUUGAAAGAAAUAUGUUGUCAGUAUCGCAUUUGUAUAAUAAAAUGA